AGUCUAACAAGCUCCAUCGAAAGGGCGAGCUAGUCUAAGAUUGUCUAUUUGUGCCAGUCUGUUGGGCUGUCUUGAAUUAUUUAAAUGCAAAAUCAAUGAAUAGUUUUCUGUAAUUUAUUAUACAUGCUCCUCACUCGCCUGCGCCUAUGUUUUGUGACAUUAUAAAGAUCACAUGACCAUAUAAAAUGAAACCAAACUGAAACGUGGACCAGUUUCUCAGUCGGCAUCAGCAAUUCGCGUGGAUCGCACGGCAAAUCAAACCGAAAAUGGGCGUAGAAAAGGAUGUAGGAACGGUUGGUUAGCUGGGAACAGAGUUGAGAAGAGUUUAUAAACGAGGCAGGAUUUCUGUGCACAAAAAGAAUUAUUUUCUAUACAGCUGAAAGCCGAAAGUUAAUGUUACUUUCUAAGCUUUCUGUCUAAGGGUCAUUGCUUUGCAUUUGAUUAUCGCCAUUGUCUAGACUUUUAUUUAGCAUCAUUAAACCAAAUUAAUUCUUAAUUAUCCUCACGCAAUCUUCAGUGGACUACCAGCUAAAUUAACCAGUUCCUUGUGAAAUUCGUAUGUUUCCCUUUAGGUAAUUGGCAUUGUAGUCUCUGGUUAUGCGAAGAUUUCUCCGGCACACAGCAGCGCUUGCGGGUGUAUAAAAUAUUGUGCAAACUUUGAGAUACAUUUAUGAGUGCUAACAAAAAGGCAGCCGCACGCCGGAUAAGUAGACGCAUCUGUUAACAGACAGACUCGCCCAGUUUGUACAGUGAUAAAAUGUGAAGUGCGGUUUACUGAAGUGAAACAAAGCAAACGUAAAACACCAGCAAGAGUCAGCAGCAAAGCCGUCAGCUUAAAACUUGCCCUAGUUCGAAUUUACCAUACGUUUAAACACACACACACACACACGUCCACAUACCGCACACACACUCAAACGGUGAUAGAAAUAUGAGUUCCCGCGAGGACUUUGAGCAACUGCGACUGCAGGAGCAGCAGGAGCAAGUCGCUCUGGAACUGGAACUGCAGCGAAAUCGCACCAUCAGCAUGCACAGCCAUCCAAAGCUCUCAGAGUAUUAUACACACAUGACGGCCUUUCUCUCGCUGGCCAUCUUCAUAGCCGCAUUGCUGACCAUACUCAACAUUUCCAUAUACCUGACGACCGUAUCGCGGCUGCGUCGUCAUUUGAACAAACCGCUCAGGAUACCCUCCAUAAUGAUGGUCAGUCUGUAUCCGAUCAUAUCGGUGGCGGCCCUGGUCACCAUACUGGUGCCGUACUCCUGGUUCAUGUGCCACACGGUGAUGCAUGUCAUGUUCAUGAUAGGCGGACCAGUUUUUCGCACGCUGCUCUUUCGCUACGUCGACUCGGAGCAAAACUAUUUGAAGGAAACAUCCGGCGAGCCAGUUACGCUGGCUACGCCCCCGUGCUGCUGUUGCUGCCUAUGCCUGCCCAUGGUGGUGCCGACGAAGGCGAAGCUGUGCAUCUCACGGUACAUGGUCUGGCAGAUGCCCUUCUGGCAGGGCAGCAUAAUGCUGAUCAUGAAUAUACUCUAUUAUCGUGAUAGGGAUCUGUACCGCCAGGUGGUGUUCUUCUUCAUACCCUUCAUCAUAAUGUCGAUUGUAUUGGGUGCCUGGUCUCUGCAAAUCACGGUGCGCAUGAUUACCAAGCUUCGCGGCGACUAUCAGCUGCGGAAGAAGAUGUUCUGCCUGCAGCUGGUGGUGAUGCUUUGCAAGCUGCAGUAUUUGAUACUCUACGAGCAGCUUAACUCCUUCAAGCUGGGCGGUGAAUAUCCCAUCAAUCAUACGAUUCACAAACAGACCAUCAUCAAUAUUCUGAUACUGGUCGAAAUGGUUCUGGUCUCAAUGCUGGCACAAAGUGCUUAUCGGACACCAAUUCAGGUGCAAAUCGACGAAUCGAAUCAGAACUGAAAGGAUUGUGGAUUUCAGUUGGUUAGGGACAAGAGUUAUAGCAAAUGAUUGUGAUAAUUUACAAUAAUAAAGACAAAUUAGAUUACAAUAAAAAGCA
Drosophila virilis is the source of this 2003-nucleotide messenger RNA. Its product is annotated as organic solute transporter alpha-like protein. Gene Ontology annotation, biological process: transport. The record is from RefSeq and is a predicted model, not a curated record. Gene Ontology annotation, molecular function: transporter activity. Gene Ontology annotation, cellular component: membrane. NCBI's taxonomy places the organism in Eukaryota, Metazoa, Arthropoda, Insecta, Diptera, Drosophilidae.